ACCCCUCUUAGCGUUACUCCUUUAAAAAUAUAUCCAUGGGGAUAUGCGACGGGAAGAGUUCAAAGCUUUUUCGACCCACCCUCCUCCUCUCUCUUCGUCUUCGAUUCCUCCUCAUCAACUUUCAACACACAUAUCUCAGUUUAAAGCUUUGACAUCUUUCCACAGAUCCAUUUCCCUCUCUUACUUCCAAGAUAAUAGGCUAAUAAAGCACAGAGAAAAGCUUCAAAAUCAGAAUUUUCAGAAGAAGAAAGCUUCUCUUGGGCAAGGAUAGUUUUCUGCAUGACAUUUUGGCAUUCUUGCAAUGUCAGGGUUACUUAAUAAUUCAUCCCUGAACGGAUCAGCUUCAAAUCUUCAAGACAACACUGGGCGACCAUUUUCUGCAUCUUUCUCGACUCAAUCUGGUGCACCUUCCCCUGUUUUCCAUCAAAGUGGAUCUGUUCAGGGGCUCCAUAACUUACAUGGUAGUUUCAAUGUUCCCAACAUGCCGGGCUCACUUGGAUCAAGAAAUUCAACAACUGGUAAUGUACCUUCAAGUGGGGUUCAACAAUCAAGUGGAAACCUUUCUGGUGGAAGAUUUGCAUCAAACAAUAUCCCUGUAGCUCUUUCUCAGAUGGCUCAUGGCAAUUCACAUGGUCACUCGGGGCUAACUAGUAGAGGUGGCAUGAGUGUUGUUGGAAGCCCUGGAUUUAGUAGUGGCACAAAUGCAAUUGGUGGUUCAAUUCCUGGAAUUCUCCCUACCUCUGCAGCAAUCAGUAACCGGAGUAGCGUUCCAGGAGUUGGGGUGUCCCCGAUUUUAGGAAAUCCAGGCUCUCGGAUUACAAGCUCGGCUGGAAACAUUGGUGGCGGAAGUAGCAUAGGAAGAAGCAUAAGUUCUGGAGGAGGAUUGUCUAUGCCGGGCCUUGCUUCUCGCCUAAAUCUGAACACUAAUAGUGGAUCAGGAAAUUUAGGCGUGCAGGGUUCAAAUAGAUUAAUGGGCGGUAUGCUUCAACAAGCUUCCCCACAGGUUAUGUCUAUGUUUGGGAAUUCCUAUCAUUCAGGUGGACCACUUUCUCAAAACCACGUUCAAGCUGGAAACAGCCUUAAUUCAAUGGGAAUGUUAAAUGAUGUGAAUAACAAUGAUGGUUCCCCAUUCGAUAUAAAUGACUUCCCUCAGCUGAGCAGCCGACCAAGUUCCUCUGGAGGGGCCCAAGGACAAAUAGGUUCAUUACGGAAACAAGGUCUUGGUGUGAGUCCUAUUGUUCAGCAAAAUCAAGAAUUCAGCAUCCAGAAUGAAGAUUUUCCUGCCUUACCAGGAUUUAAAGGUGGCAAUGCUGAUUAUGCUAUGGAUCUGCACCAGAAGGAUCAACUUCAUGAUAACAAUGUGUCGAUGAUGCAGUCUCCACAUUUCUCUAUGGGAAGGUCUUCUGGAUUCAACUUGGGAGGAACCUUUUCAUCACAUCGGCCACAGCAACAGCAACAUGUUCCAUCAAUUAGUAGCAGCGGUGUCUCCUUUUCAUCUGUAAAUAAUCAGGAUCUACUCCACUUGCACGGUUCAGAUAUGUUCCAAGGAUCACAUUCAUCCUAUCAUUCGCAGGCUGGUGGAGGUCCAGGUGUAGGUUUGAGACCUUUAAACUCUCCGAAUACAGUCUCUGGUGUUGGAUCAUAUGACCAACUUAUCCAGCAAUAUCAACAGCAACAGAAUCAAUCUCAGUUCCGCCUGCAGCAAAUAUUUGCCGCCAGUCAGUCAUAUAGGGAUCAGGGGAUGAAAUCGAUGCAGGCUGCCCAAGCUGCCCCAGAUCGAUUCGGGCUGCUUGGUCUGUUAAGCGUAAUAAGGAUGAGCAAUCCUGAUUUAACAUCUCUUGCACUUGGAAUUGAUUUGACAACACUUGGUCUGAAUUUGAAUUCGGCAGAAAACCUUCACAAAACAUUUGGUUCUCCAUGGCUGGAUGAGCCUACCAAAGGAGCUCCAGAAUUCAACGUGCCACAAUGUUAUUAUGCCAAACAAGCACCGGUCCUUAACCAAGGAUAUUUAUCGAAGUUCCAGUUGAAUACUUUGUUCUAUAUAUUUUACAGCAUGCCAAAAGAUGAAGCCCAGUUGUAUGCUGCAAAUGAGCUGUAUAACAGAGGGUGGUUCUACCACCGAGAGCAUCACUUGUGGUUUAUGCGGGCUGCAAACAUGGAGCCUCUCGUUAAGACAAAUUCAUACGAGAGAGGAUCUUACAUUUGUUUCGAUCCAAACACAUGGGAAACAAUACGCAAGGAUAAUUUUGUUGUCUACUAUGAGAUGUUGGAAAAAAGACCAAGUCUACCACCUCAACAUUGACAAUGAGAAAUAAUUUUACAUGUAAAGUUUCCUUGGUAGGUUUCAGCUUUAGAUGUUUGUUGUCUAAUCCUUCCCUCCUUUUGUAAUUUGAGUUGUCAUUAGGAAUAUACCAUUCUACCCUUCUCUUUUUGACUUAUUCAUUUCUUCUUAUCAUUGCAUUUGUAGACAGCUUUUCUCAGAUGUUUGAAAAUUAAACUAAUUUAUGGUUUUUUUUCUUCUUCA
Messenger RNA from Cynara cardunculus var. scolymus (artichoke), 2524 nucleotides. RefSeq names its product probable NOT transcription complex subunit VIP2. The coding region runs from base 302 to 2302 and encodes 666 amino acids. Gene Ontology annotation, biological process: regulation of DNA-templated transcription; nuclear-transcribed mRNA poly(A) tail shortening. The transcript is spliced from 14 exons. NCBI's taxonomy places the organism in Eukaryota, Viridiplantae, Streptophyta, Magnoliopsida, Asterales, Asteraceae. Gene Ontology annotation, cellular component: P-body; CCR4-NOT core complex. The record is from RefSeq and is a predicted model, not a curated record.